GUUUUAAAGGCUUUCUUUGACCGUCGCUUGACAAUAUAAUCGCUCAAGUCGACUAAGUCGGUGUCAUUAGGUCCUCCUUUACCAUGCGCCUGGAGCGUCCCGAGUCGGUUGCCGGUUGGCCGCAGAUGGAGCUGGAGAGCAACGAAGGCGAGAAGAUCAAAAUAGAAAGUGGGCAGAAGGUCGAAGUAGGGAGGAAAGCCAAUCCCACCUUGUUUUCCGAUGAUUUAACGAUUUCGAGGACUCAAAUCUCUCUUGAGCUGCGAUCUCCUCCGUCCGGAAGCAAAAAUGAGGGACGCAUAGAUGAAGAAACCGUGGUGUCUUUCCACGUUCUGGGCAGGAAUCCAGUUUGCGUUAUCAGAGGUGAUGGCGGGAAAGGGGGCAGCCCCAGCCCAGCUCCAAGCCCCGCUUUCUUUAGGAAACCAGAAAGUGGGUACCUAAGAAUCGGGGACAAGAUAUCUUUUUCAGUGAAGAAUCCGAAGUUUUUCCUCUUAAAGGGAGGCGUCUACGAGGGGGAAGAAAUGGGAAUAGCAGAAGCCGUCGAGAGGAGGAAAAGGACGACAGAAGAGAGGAAGAAGAGGGAGGGAGAUGAUGAUAUACGAGAUAUGCUUAACGAAGACGAAAAGGAAGCGUCUGGGGAGAAUAAUGAAGAUUUGAAGUUGGAAUCGUUUGAUGCGUCUUCCAUCGAUCCCGUAAAAGAAUUUGGUUUCCUUGUGAUUGGCCAUGAAUUUGAUGGUUACAAGAGUAAGUUAAAGGAUAUUAGAAAGUGGAAUUGGUAUGUGGACGACGCCGGCGACAGCAGCGAGGAUGGUGAGGACUUCGAAGGAGAAGUGUCCAAGAGACGAACAGCUGGUAUGAGGAAGAAGAAGCGAGGAGAUGACAAUGAUGAUGAAGAUUGGGCCGGCGAGAGCAACGACAAAAAGGAGUUGAUUUCAACGCUGCGAAAUGGUAAGCGACCGAGAACGCGAAGUAUAGGCUCCCAGGAUCCUGCUAAAGGAUCGACAUCAAGUGGAAAAAAGAAGCAUUUCGAAUUUGAAAAGAGAUCUGAACAUGAAGAUGAAGGCGAUGAAUCCCUUGGAGGCUUUAUCGUUAACGAUGACGAAUUAGAGGAGGAAGAAGAAGAAAAGGAGGAAGAGGAAGAGGAGGAAGAUUAUGAUGAGGACGAAGAAGAGGAAGACUGACGCGACGGCCGAGCAGUAAGAAUGACGAACUUGAAUUAACAAAAGGAGUUGUCAGGACAAUCGAGUAACUUUGUAUGAGAUUAUGAUCAAUUAACGGAUAAGUAUUAGGAAAGAAAAUGUGCAUGUAGUCUCUAAUUUGUUUUUGCUGCGUUACCAACUCGUUCUUGCUCAUGGUUCCUUGAGUUGAGUUGCACAACUGAGAGGAAAAGAUCUAUCCUAAGUGCCCAUCUAAAGUUUAUCCCACGGA
Messenger RNA from Nymphaea colorata (pocket water lily), 1425 nucleotides. RefSeq lists its product as uncharacterized. The record is from RefSeq and is a predicted model, not a curated record. Lineage: Eukaryota; Viridiplantae; Streptophyta; Magnoliopsida; Nymphaeales; Nymphaeaceae. The coding region runs from base 84 to 1178 and encodes 364 amino acids. The transcript has 2 exons.